This is a messenger RNA of Neolamprologus brichardi, 627 nucleotides long. Its product is annotated as transcription elongation factor 1 homolog. Gene Ontology annotation, cellular component: transcription elongation factor complex. Gene Ontology annotation, biological process: transcription elongation by RNA polymerase II. Gene Ontology annotation, molecular function: RNA polymerase II complex binding. The record is from RefSeq and is a predicted model, not a curated record. NCBI's taxonomy places the organism in Eukaryota, Metazoa, Chordata, Actinopteri, Cichliformes, Cichlidae.
CUCUUCUCCAAUUACGUAACGCGAAGAGUUACGGGUGCUGAAGCCAACGGAAGCCGUUUCCGCAAAACGGUAACGUGUGUUUUCAACAAGAAGAGACUCGAUUCCCUUUGUGUACAAUGGGUCGUCGCAAAUCCAAAAGAAAGCCUCCUCCAAAGAAGAAGAUGACGGGGGAUCUGGAAACUCAGUUCACAUGUCCUUUCUGCAACCACGAGAAGUCAUGUGAUGUCAAAAUGGAGAGAAGCAGAAACACUGGGAUAAUAUCAUGUACAGUCUGCUUGGAGGAGUUCCAGACCCCCAUUACCUAUCUGUCAGAGCCAGUUGAUGUGUAUAGUGAUUGGAUAGACGCCUGUGAAGCAGCCAAUCAAUAGAACUCAUGAAAAUGGUUAGAAACAGAGCGCAGUUAAGUUCUACCCACACUGAAGAGGAAAACCUUUUUUUUUCUUUUUCGUUUUGCAUUGCUUGAUGCAUGCUUGUCAUUUGUUCCUGUUCACAAAAAGCUGUCAAUUGCCCAAUGGCCACUUUGCAGGUUCUUGAACUCUUUAUAAGCUGCCAAACAAAAGCUUGAAUCAGCAGCAGAAAUGGGAGAAAAUGUGCAACUACUGAUAAAUAAAAUAUCCAAAUGUCAAA